Pezoporus flaviventris is the source of this 2730-nucleotide messenger RNA. RefSeq names its product sodium channel epithelial 1 subunit beta (gene SCNN1B). Gene Ontology annotation, molecular function: ligand-gated sodium channel activity. NCBI's taxonomy places the organism in Eukaryota, Metazoa, Chordata, Aves, Psittaciformes, Psittacidae. The transcript has 15 exons. The coding region runs from base 483 to 2576 and encodes 697 amino acids. The record is from RefSeq and is a predicted model, not a curated record. Gene Ontology annotation, biological process: sodium ion transmembrane transport. Gene Ontology annotation, cellular component: membrane.
CGGUGCCGGUGCUGGUGCCGGUGCCGGUGCCGGUACCCGCGGGCAUCCUCCCGCCAGCCCCGGGGUGAAGGGACCGGCGCGGCGGGGCUGGACCGGUGCGAGCGGUUGGUGAAGUGUCCGCGGAAGAGCCCAGAGGAGGCUCAGCACAGUCAGCACGAUCGUUUCGUAACGCGGGAGUCUGAUCUCAGCCGUGAGGUGGAGGAGUUUCAGCUGCGACGAUGCUGGGCUGAUGCAGGGCCGGACUCGCGGCUGCUGGGCAAGGUACACUGAUGGGGGAGAGCAGGAGCAGGCGGGCACUGAAACCAGCACCAAACCCCCUCUGGGCAGCUGCAGCAUCCCAGCACUGAGCCUCUGUCCCUGGGGUGAGGAACCCCCGUAACAAGCUUUGGCUUCCCAUCAGACAAGAAACCUCGCAGAAGGAGGAUUUCAGGAGGAGAAAGGAACAGGAAGUCUGGAAACAUCCUGGAAAUAAAGAGCACAGCAUGAACCUGAAGAAGUACUUCAUCCGGGCACUGCACCGCCUGCAGAAGGGCCCCGGCUACACCUACAAGGAGCUGCUGGUCUGGUACUGCGACAACACCAACACGCACGGCCCCAAGCGCAUCAUCAAAGAGGGGCCCAAGAAGAAACUCAUCUGGUUCUUCCUAACUUUGCUCUUUGCAUCUCUGGUCUUCUGGCAGUGGGGCAUCCUCAUCAACACCUACCUGUCCUACAACGUCACCUCGUCUCUCUCUAUCGGCUUUAAGACCAUGAAGUUCCCAGCAGUCACAGUCUGUAAUGCCAACCCUUACAAAUACUCGGAGGCGAAGCCUCUGCUCAAAGAACUGGACCGGCUCAUUGAUGCGGCGCUGGAGAGGAUCCUGCAGCCCUCACCAGGCAACAGCAGCGAGAGCAUCUCCCCCCCGCUAGACCUGGAGCUCUGGUACCAGAUCCCCCUGGUCCUCAUCGACGAGCACGACAAAGACAACCCCAUCAUCCUGGACAUCUUUGAGACCAACCAGACCGCUGCGGGCAUGCAGUCCUCUACAGACACCCCAACCCCUGCGGGCAACGAAAGCUCUGUGGACAUCGCAGCCUCUGCAGGCAAUGAAAGCUUUGUGGGCAACCACACUGCAGGCAACCACACUGCAGGCAACCACACUGCAGGCAACCACACUGCAGGCAACCACACUGCCACCGCACCGAGCCCGGCCAACACCACGUCGGAAGAAAAGAAGUACAAGCUGGCGGUGAAGUUGUGCAGCCACCCGGGCUCUGACAACUGCACCUACAGGAACUUCACGAGCGCGGCGCAGGCGGUGACCGAGUGGUACAUCCUGCAGUCCACCAGCAUCCUCUCCAAAGUGCCCCUGCAGGAGAGGAUCAGGAUGGGCUACCAGGCAGAGGACAUGAUCCUGGCCUGUCUCUAUGGCGCUGAACCCUGCAACUACAAGAAUUUCACCCAGAUCUAUCACCCGGACCAUGGUAACUGCUACAUCUUCAACUGGGGCAUGGACGAAGAGGCUCUGAAUUCCUCCAACCCGGGAGCUGAGUUCGGGCUGAAGUUAAUCCUGGACAUCAGGCAGCAGGACUACAUCCCUUACCUGUCAUCCGCCGCCGGGGCCAGGCUCAUGCUGCACCAACAGAAGAGCUUCCCCUUCCUGAAGGAUCAGGGCAUCUAUGCAAUGCCCGGGACGGAAACCUCCAUCGGGGUGCUGGUGGAUGAACUGGAACGGAUGGGCUAUCCCUACAGCGACUGCACCAUGAACGGGUCUGAUGUCCCUGUGAAAAAUCUCUACAGCGAAUAUAACACCUCCUACUCCAUACAGGCCUGCCUGCGCUCCUGCUUCCAGAAGGACAUGACUGAGAUCUGUGGAUGCGGGCACUACAUGUUUCCUUUACCUCAGGGGGUAAAGUACUGCAACAACGAAGAUUACCCAGGCUGGGCAUAUUGCUAUUCAUCCCUGAGGUCAAGUAUAAGGCACAGACAGAUCUGUAUUGACUCCUGUAAGGAAACAUGCAACGACACGCAGUACAAGAUGACCAUCUCCAUGGCAGACUGGCCCUCCGAAGCCUCCGAGGACUGGAUUUUCCAUAUUCUGUCUUAUGAAAGGGACAUGUCAACAAACGUGACUCUGGACAGAAACGGGAUCAUCAAGCUCAACAUCUACUUCCAGGAGUACAACUACCGCACCAUCUCCGAGUCCGCCGCCACGACGAUCGUGUGGCUGCUGUCGAGCCUGGGGGGGCAGUUCGGGUUCUGGAUGGGGGGCUCCGUGCUCUGCCUCAUCGAGUUCGGGGAGAUCAUCAUCGACUCGCUCUGGAUCACCGUGAUCAACAUCAUCAGCUGGUGCAAGGGGCUGAAGCAGAGGCGGGCGCAGGCGCGGUACCCGGACGCGCCGCCAACGGUGUCGGAGCUGGUGGAGGCUCACACCAACCUGGGCUUCCAGCACGAGGGCCCCGGGACCCUGCCCAGGGACAGGGACAAGGAGCAGGAGCUGCCCCCUGAGCCCGGCACCCCCCCUCCCAACUACGACUCCUUGCGGGUGCAGCCCCUCGAUGGCCUCGGGCCCGACAGCGAUGCAGAGACCGAGUGAGCAGCGAGUGCCCCCGGUACCCCCCUGUGCAGGCAUGGGCUGAGAGACCCCUGCUCUGCCACAGCCAGGGGGGCUCCGAACCGCCCUGGCUGCCCCCCCAGCCCCACUGCUCACUGUGAAAAGCUCUGUCCAAUAAACCUGGUCAGGACCCUCA